Molecule: messenger RNA, 1461 nt
Organism: Colletotrichum chrysophilum
Lineage: Eukaryota; Fungi; Ascomycota; Sordariomycetes; Glomerellales; Glomerellaceae
Exons: 8
Coding region: 1-1461 (486 amino acids)
Biological process (GO): transmembrane transport
Cellular component (GO): membrane
Molecular function (GO): transmembrane transporter activity
Source: RefSeq, a predicted model, not a curated record
AUGAGUGCAGACAAGCAACUCGACAUCAAGACCGGCAGCAGCCAGGAUGGCCAGGGUAACGAUGUUAGCGAGGGCCAUGAGGUUUCUGCCUAUAUCGACCCGGUCAAGGAGGCUAAGAUGAUGCGAAAAUUCGACAUCUGGGCGAUCGGUGGCCUCGGAAUCCUGUACAUGAGCAACAUUGGAAACGCGCAGAUCGCCGGCCUCCCAGCAGACCUUGGUUUGACUGGCAACCAAUAUGGCACUGCUGUCACCCUUCUCUACGCUACAUAUGUGCCAUUCGAGGGGCCCGUUGCUAUUCUACUCAAGAUCAUUGGCCCCAAACACUUGCUCACCUUCUGUUGUCUCGCUUGGGGUAUCGUUUGCUUAGGCACCGGCUUCGUCCAUAACUGGCAAGGACUCUACGCUUGUCGUAUGCUUAUUGGCUUCUUUGAAGCUGGCCUCAUUCCUUGCAUCAAUGUUUACAUUGGGAUGGUGUACAAGAAGUCUGAAAGGGGCAAGAGAUCGUCUAUCAUCUUUGCCUUCAGUGCAAUUGCCAGCGCCUUCGGUGGCAUUUUCGCAUAUGCGUUGACUCAAAUCCGAACCGGAACAUACUUCUCGACAUGGAGAGCCCUCUUCAUCGUCGAAGGAUGCAUGACGAUUGUCAUCGCUCCGCUCUUCUGGCUGUUCUUCCCUGCCACAUCAAAGGACGCCUGGUUCCUGACGCCCGAGGAGAAGGAAAUGAUGAAACUUCGCUACGACUUGGAGCCAUCUUUUGGUAUUGAUGAAGAGUUCAGUUGGAAGGCUGUCAUUGAUGGCUUGAUCGAUCCCAAGUUCCAUCUCCACUGGAUCUUCCAGUUCGCUGUCGACAUCUCCCUAUACGGUUUCACAACAUUCCUCCCAGCCAUUGUCAAUGGCUUGGGUUACACUUCGGUUACCGCGAACCUGAUGACUGUUCCCAUCUACGUCUGGGGCCUUAUCACUUUCCUCUUCACAGCCUACAUGUCCGACAAGACUGGAAAUCGCGGAUACUGGAUCGGUGGUCCUCUUGUCUGCCUCAUCAUCGGAUACGCGUUGCUAAUUUCCGUUGAUAACUUGGGUGUCAGAUAUUUUGCCUGCUUCGUUGCUGUGAUGGGAAUUUACCCUACAACAGGAAUGAGUCUGAUGUGGCUCAGCGACAACGCCGCACAACACUUCAAGAGAGCCACCAUGGUUGGUGGUGCCCUGACCCUUGGCAACACUGCUGGAGUUGCAGUGGGUCAAAUCUUCGUCAGCUCGGACAAGCCCCGAUAUAUCCGGGGAUUGUCUAUCGCUAUGGGUCUCGCGGCAGUCGCAUUGGCGUGUGUUGCCGCUCUCAUGAUAGGAAUGCAUAUUGUAAACAAGAGGCGCGCAGAGAGAAUCAGGAAGGCGGAGGAAGAGGGGUCUCCUCUGCCGAGCAUCCCCGAGAAGGGAGACUUCGAUGUGUACUACAAGUACACUCUGUAA